Molecule: messenger RNA, 2434 nt
Organism: Gaeumannomyces tritici R3-111a-1
Lineage: Eukaryota; Fungi; Ascomycota; Sordariomycetes; Magnaporthales; Magnaporthaceae
Product: fatty aldehyde dehydrogenase
Exons: 2
Coding region: 423-2063 (546 amino acids)
Biological process (GO): aldehyde metabolic process
Cellular component (GO): cytoplasm
Molecular function (GO): aldehyde dehydrogenase (NAD+) activity
Source: RefSeq, a predicted model, not a curated record
GGACUAACAACAGCUAGUUGUUACCCCUUUCGCCAAGAGUUCGCAUUUCGGCCUCAUUGCUUCCUUCCUCGAGAGUGGCGACAAUUUUCCUGCAUAUUCUCUGCCCUCCCAUAAUCGGUCGCGCUGUUCUGAACCGCUGGAAUUCCCGUCAAAGCAUCUGAAGAACUCGCCGUCUUAUCGCUUCCUUCAUCCAAUCGUUAGCCAACCAAGAGCGCGUUAAGCCUCUCCUCGCGCGGGCCCUGCAGGUUCAAGCCCCAGACGUGCGUGCAGCAGUUUCGCCAACUGCCCGAGAGACGGUGCUGCCACCUCAAAACUCAUCCACCCUUGUUCUGAUUGCCAUUUUUUCCCGUAAUCUUUUUUCUUCACAAAUCCCCUACAUUCUUGGGAUACGGAAAAGAUCGUGAGCCGGCAAGCAAAACAAGAUGGCUCCCGUCUCAACCAAGAAUGUCGAGAUCCCGGCCUUUGAGGCUACGGAGCUCGACAGCAUCGCGCCAAUGUGCCGCAGGGCUAGGGCCAAAUUCGAUUCGCACGAGACCAAGGAUGUCGAGUGGCGCAAGAUACAGCUGAGGAAGCUCUACUGGGCCAUUGAGGACUUCACGCCCAAAAUGGUGGCGGCCAUGAUGCAGGACUUUGGCAAGUCCGAGUACGAGGUCAUACUGAGCGAGAUCAUGUUCAUCAAAAACGAUUGCAUGUUCUUCCUCGAAAAGCUGGACGAGUUCACCAAGGACGAGUCGGCCCCGGACGUGCCGCUGGCUUUCCGCCCCAACAACGUCAAGGUCCGAAAGGAUCCUCUGGGCACCGUCCUCAUCAUCGCUCCCUACAACUACCCGAUCCAGCUGCUGCUCUGCCCUCUAGUCGGCGCCAUCGCCGCGGGCUGCACGGCCGUCCUCAAGCCAUCGGAGCUGACCCCGGCCGUCGCCAUGGUCACGCGGGAGAUGAUUGAGUCGAGGCUCGACCCGGACGCCUACGCCGUCGUCAACGGUGCCGUCCCGGAGACCUCGACCCUGCUGAACGAGAAGUGGGACAAGAUCUUCUACACCGGCGGCCUCACCGUCGGCAAAAUCAUCGCCAAGAAGGCCGCUGAGACCCUCACGCCUGUGACGCUCGAGCUCGGCGGCAUGAACCCGGCCUUCGUCACCCGUAGCGCCGACCUCCGCCUCGCCGCCAAGCGCCUGCUCUGGGGCAAGUCGAUGAACGCGGGCCAGGUGUGCUUGUCGCAGAACUACGUGCUGGUUGAGCGCCGGGUCGUGGACGAGUUCAUCACCCAGCUCAAGCGCGCCCACACCGAGUUCUUCCCCACCGGCGCGCGCGAGAGCGACCUGAGCAGGGUCGUUAAUGAGCGCCACUGGCUGCGCCUCAAGGCCAUGCUUGACGAGAGCAAGGGCCGCAUCGUCGUCGGCGGCCAGAUGGACCGCGAGACCAGGUUCAUGGAGCCGACGGCCGUCCUGGUCGACUCGACUGAGGACUCCAUGAUGACGCAGGAGUCGUUCGGUCCCAUCUUUGCCAUCAUGCCGUUUGACGACCUCGCCGCCGCCAUCAAGAUUGCUGCCCGCGUCGACCCGACGCCCCUGGCGCUUUACACGUUUGGCAACAAUGCUGAGAAUAACAAGGUUCUCAGGGAGAUGAAGUCGGGUGGCGCCUCGAUCAACGAUUCGUUCGCGCACGGGUCCAUCCACACGGUCGCCUUCGGCGGCGUGGGCACGUCGGGUACUGGCUCGUACCGCGGAAAGGCUUCGUUCGACACCUUCACGCACUUCCGCAUCAUUGCAAAGACCCCCUCGUGGAUGGAGUCGCUGCUGCGCCCCCGCUACAUGCCGUACCGCAUGGCGGAGCUGCGCCGCCUCGCGAUGCUCACGGCCAAGACGCCCAACUUUGACCGCAACGGAAAGGUGAUCCGCGGGCUGAGGUACUGGGCCUCGUUCCUCUUCACUCUCGGUGGGGGCUGCUUCAAGGCCAUCGUGGCCAAGUGGCUCGCCUGUGCGGUUGUCAUCUACAUCGUGGUAUACGGCUUUGUCAUGCCUGAGAGGCUGGUUCCGAUCGUCCGUGCCAUCUGGAACUACUAGUCGGCCCCUGCAUCUUCUUUGCCCUUGUACUUUGUUAUUUGAGCCGCAUCCAAAAUGUUUGCCGGGAGGCCCCCGUCUGAUUUUGACUUUCUUGGUAGGCGGCCGGCCUGCCUCGUGAUCUGGGGGGUGUCUAUAUCAUGCACACGCGCGCAUGCAGUGUAAUGCCUGUUCUGUUCUGUUUUUGUUGUUUUGUUCUUAGGAGGUGGUGUCGCUGCACAUACUUGCAGCCUAAACUCCCGACAAUUCCUACGGCACGGAGCGUUAGGCCUUCCCUACGAAACCGUUGGGCUCGAGACAUCGGGCCUCUUCCCCUGGAAAAUCACUUGGGCGUUAUUCUCUUCCGUUCCGAUGGUCACACAGCCCACGGGGUA